AUGGCUUUAGAUAAGGAGUUCUUCGGUCCCCUUACCUUGCACCAAAAAGUUGAGGAACCUAGUAUCUUCAAGUCAGACGAAGCAGAAGAUUGUGCUUGCGUUCUUUGUGAGCAAAAGUACGUCUUGCCGAAAUCAGAAAAAGAUAUGCUAACACAUUUUUUCAUGGAGCACCGUUUGGUCAUUGCUGAUGUUAAUCAAAUUGCUGAUUUGCCUGCUUACGUUAGGUAUUGGAAGUCGCGAUUUAAAGAUCAUGAUCAACCCUAUUUCUGUACAACGAUGCUGUUGGAUAGUAAACCAGAUGGAACUAAAUCAAAAAAUGAGGAAUACUUCCUUUUAAGUGACGUUUUACCAGAAGAUAAGGAGUUGAGGUCAAAUCUUCGGCAAUCAAAACUUGAAAAGCUUCUAGACAGGCAAGCUUUUGAAAGAGAAGAUAAAAACUAUAUCAAAGAAUGUUUAUUUUGUCGUUAUGUUUCUAAAGAUACUCGAGCCAGUUAUCUAAAUCAUUUAUAUGAAAAACACAAUUUCCACAUUGCAAAAUCUGACAACUUGAUCUUUGUUGAUGAUCUUGUAGAUUUUUUAGCAUCAAAACUGGAAGGACUACAGUGUAUAUACUGUGAAGGGCUAUUUAAGGAUAGGACCAUACUCAAAGAACAUAUGCGUAAAAAGGGACAUAAAAGAAUCAACCCAAACAAUAAAUCUUAUGAUAAAUUCUUCAUAGUCAAUUAUAUAGGUGACACAAAACCGGCACAAAAGUCAUAUCCAAAAGUAAAAAAAAUUGAUGAUAAUGAUUCUACUAUAGACAGUGAUCCAGAAUGGUCAGAAUGGACAGAAGAGAAUGGUCCAUUAAUAACAUGUCUUCUUUGUGAACACACUGAAAUGGAAUAUGAGAAUAUUUUGGAUCACAUGGAGCGGCAACACGAGUUCUACUUUACUAAAUCAACAGCCGGCAUGGACUUCUAUCAGAAAGUUAAAAUUGUAAAUUACAUCAGACGUCAAAUACAUUUGAAACAGUGUCUGUCGUGUGAUACAAAGUUUGAUGAUAGAAAAAAUUUAGAAAAACACGUAAAGGAAACAAACCACUGGACUCUAAGGAAGGAAAAGUGGGACCAACCGGAAUAUUACUUUCCUACAUAUGAAGAUGAUCUCUUUUUAUGUUUUAUUCAUGAUGAUGAUGAGAGUUGGUGGUCAAAUGAUGAACAAGAGGUAGAUAAACGGAAUAGCAUGUCGGAUAGUAUAUCUAAGGAAAUGGCUAUGGCUGUCCUUACGGAGUAG
This is a messenger RNA of Leptosia nina, 1272 nucleotides long. The record is from the annotation of a GenBank genome assembly. Lineage: Eukaryota; Metazoa; Arthropoda; Insecta; Lepidoptera; Pieridae.